GAAGCCAUGGAAGAAGGAGAAGCUCCGAGCUCGCCGCCGCCGCCCGUCGGCGAUCGGCUGACCAACCCGCCGUCGUCCUCCUCCUCCUCCUCCUUCUCGUCCCUCGACGACCUCGCCUACGAGCUCUCGUCCCUCGAGGACCUCGCCAGCCGCGGCUCGUGGCGGUCCGUUCUCGACCGGGUCGCCCGCGCCCGGUCCCUCUCCCUCCUCCGCCACCCCCACGACCACCUCGCCUACCUCUCCUACAGUGCCCUCGCCCUCGCCAAGCUCCGCCGCUUCGCCGACGCCGCCGCCGAGCUCGACUCCCUCCAGGAUCUCGAGUCCCCCGAGUACAGGUACGAGUCCUACCCCGAAGUCUACCCGGGCAGGUCUGGCUCGAUGGUGCCCUUUUGCCUCCGGUGGCUGAACUGCGUGAUCCCGAUCAAGCUGGGCAGUCGCCAGGAGGGCUUGGAUCGGUUCUAUGCGCUUCUGGAUUUCGUUAGGGGGAAAUUGGAGGAGAGAAGAAUCAAGGGUUUGCCCGAGGAGGACGAGUCGGUGAGGGCUUGGAGGAGGAGGGAGGUUUCGGUGAUGAAUAGCAUUGUGGGUCAUCAUUUGAGUAAUAAGGAGUUCAGUGUGUGCUUGGAUUUGAUCAGGGAUAUGUUGAGGAGGGGUUAUUCGGAGGACCCGGUCCUGGUGUCGAGGUUGGGGUAUAUUCAGAUGCAGAUCGGGGAUUUGGAGGGCGCGAAGAGCUCAUUUAAGCAGAUCGAGGGGAUGGCAAGCGAAGGGAAGGAUCGUGGGUCAUUGAGUGAGGUUGAGUUGAAGAAUCUUGUGAACAGAAAUAAAGCCUUGGUGUAUUUGGUGGGGAAGGAUUAUGUGUCAGCUGUGAGGGAGUAUGAGGAGUGUAUCGAAAGAGAUGAUUCGGAUGUGGUGGCAAUCAACAAUAAGGCGCUUUGUUUAAUGUAUUUGAGGGACUUAUCGGAUUCGAUCAAGGUGUUGGAGAAUGCUCUUGAACGGGUUCCUACUGUUGCUUUGAAUGAGUCUCUCGUGGUGAAUCUGUGUAGUAUGUACGAGUUGGCGUAUGUUAAUCAUUCGGAUAUCAAGAAGACUUUGAGUAAUUGGAUUGCACGAGUGGCUCCGGAUGAUUUUGAUUCUUCGUGUACCAGGAUUUGAUGGGAAAGGAGGAGAAAGAAAAUCUUUUUGGGAUUAGCAAAGCAACUCGAUGGCUAUUGAAAGAACUUAAAAAGACGAUUUUUGAAUGGAUAGGCGUGGUGGAAAGGUGAAAAGUAAAGGGUGUCUUGCAUUGGAAUAGAAAGUUAACUCCCUGCAUUCAGAUGCUGACUCCAACUUUGAGGGAAUGGUUUGAUUUCCCCACGUCGUAAACCGUCUAUAUUGAUGAUGGUGAAGUUUCAAGGAAUUAUCCAAGGCUGAGUCGAGGAACAUGUUGGUUGGAUAUUACUGGCAUGGGAUCAGCAAGUGCAUCUGUGAUAUUGUUUGAGCUCAUUUAUCUUUUGUCGUGGACAAACUUUUCGAUAUUUUCCAGAACGAGGAUUGUUGAUGACAACAUAUAAUGUGUAAAGCUUGCGAAUGAAUGAUCAUGAAAAUGUCUUUUUCCCGUA
Molecule: messenger RNA, 1595 nt
Organism: Syzygium oleosum
Lineage: Eukaryota; Viridiplantae; Streptophyta; Magnoliopsida; Myrtales; Myrtaceae
Exons: 2
Coding region: 7-1149 (380 amino acids)
Molecular function (GO): protein binding
Source: RefSeq, a predicted model, not a curated record